Molecule: messenger RNA, 5854 nt
Organism: Echinops telfairi (small Madagascar hedgehog)
Lineage: Eukaryota; Metazoa; Chordata; Mammalia; Afrosoricida; Tenrecidae
Gene: PPIP5K2
Product: diphosphoinositol pentakisphosphate kinase 2
Exons: 32
Coding region: 441-4232 (1263 amino acids)
Biological process (GO): inositol phosphate biosynthetic process; inositol metabolic process
Cellular component (GO): cytosol
Molecular function (GO): diphosphoinositol pentakisphosphate kinase activity; inositol hexakisphosphate kinase activity; 5-diphosphoinositol pentakisphosphate 1-kinase activity
Source: RefSeq, a predicted model, not a curated record
AGGAGGGAGGAGGGAGGAGAACCGCAUUUACACUAGCACUGGUUCACGCCCGGCAUUUCUGCCUCUCACUCGCUCCGCGGAUCCAAUGGGCGCCGCGACUGGCGCGGGCUCGAGCACGUCCAGUCGCUCGCGUGACGACCACCGUGUGGCAGGUUAAACCAAAAUUGACUGUAUCAACUCAGGAAAACAGUAGCCUUACUGUCUGUUCAUUAAACUGCAGCAACAACUUAAAUUUCAACAGUGGAGCAAUGAUAUCAGAGAACAAAAGAACAUUUUCCAACUUACUGUCAUCACAAUUUCAAGUGAUUAUAUAAGCAGAAACAAGCUGCCACAAACCUAUGUGUCAGCUAACUAGAAACAGAAUGCUUUCUUCUAAUCCUGCUUGUUUAUGAGAGUUUUAGUAUAGAUAAUUUACUUUGUAUAUAUUAAAUGAAAUAAAAAUGAGUGAAAUUCCAAGGUUUUUUGUUGGACCUGAAGAUACUGAAGUAAAUCCUGGAAAUUAUCGACAUUUCUUCCACCGUGCAGAUGACGAUGAUGAAGAAGAUGAUGAGUCUCCACCAGAAAGGCAAAUUGUGGUUGGAAUUUGUUCCAUGGCGAAGAAAUCCAAAUCCAAACCAAUGAAGGAAAUUCUUGAACGGAUCUCCUUAUUUAAAUAUAUCACAGUAGUAGUAUUUGAAGAGGAUGUUAUUUUGAAUGAACCAGUAGAAAACUGGCCUUUAUGUGAUUGUCUUAUUUCAUUCCACUCUAAAGGAUUUCCAUUGGACAAGGCAGUUGCCUAUGCAAAACUCAGGAAUCCAUUUAUAAUCAAUGACUUGAAUAUGCAGUAUCUCAUACAAGAUAGGAGAGAAGUGUACAGUAUUCUUCAAGCUGAAGGUAUUUUACUUCCUCGGUAUGCAAUUUUAAACCGUGACCCAAAUAAUCCCAAAGAGUGCAAUUUGAUUGAAGGGGAAGAUCAUGUUGAAGUAAAUGGAGAAGUUUUCCAAAAACCAUUUGUAGAAAAGCCAGUUAGUGCAGAAGAUCACAAUGUUUACAUUUAUUAUCCAACGUCUGCAGGUGGUGGAAGUCAAAGACUCUUUCGAAAGAUUGGCAGUAGAAGUAGUAUCUAUUCUCCAGAAAGCAAUGUACGAAAAACAGGCUCAUAUAUAUAUGAAGAAUUUAUGCCUACAGAUGGUACUGAUGUUAAGGUUUAUACAGUGGGUCCAGAUUAUGCCCAUGCUGAAGCUCGAAAAUCUCCAGCACUUGAUGGCAAAGUGGAACGAGAUAGUGAAGGAAAAGAAGUCAGAUACCCUGUUAUUCUCAAUGCAAGAGAGAAAUUAAUUGCUUGGAAAGUCUGCCUUGCGUUUAAGCAAACAGUUUGUGGCUUUGAUUUGUUGCGGGCCAAUGGACAGUCAUAUGUGUGUGAUGUCAAUGGCUUCAGUUUUGUGAAAAAUUCCAUGAAGUAUUAUGAUGAUUGUGCAAAAAUACUUGGCAAUACUGUAAUGCGAGAGCUUGCUCCACAGUUUCAUAUCCCCUGGUCAAUACCCUUAGAAGCCGAAGAUAUACCAAUUGUACCAACUACAUCUGGAACUAUGAUGGAGCUCAGAUGUGUUAUAGCUGUCAUACGUCAUGGGGAUCGAACACCAAAACAAAAAAUGAAAAUGGAAGUGAGGCAUCAAAAGUUUUUUGAUCUUUUUGAAAAGUGUGAUGGAUAUAAAUCUGGGAAAUUAAAACUCAAAAAACCAAAACAAUUACAAGAAGUGCUGGAUAUUGCACGACAACUUCUUAUGGAACUCGGGCAAAAUAAUGAUUCUGAAAUUGAAGAAAACAAGCCAAAGCUUGAACAACUGAAGACCGUCUUAGAGAUGUAUGGCCAUUUCUCUGGAAUAAAUCGUAAGGUACAAUUGACCUAUCUUCCUCACGGUUGUCCUAAAACAUCUAGUGAAGAAGAAGAUAGCAGAAGAGAAGAACCUUCAUUACUUUUGGUUCUAAAAUGGGGAGGAGAACUAACUCCUGCAGGCAGGGUUCAGGCUGAAGAACUUGGAAGAGCUUUCAGGUGUAUGUAUCCUGGAGGUCAAGGAGAUUAUGCAGGAUUUCCUGGUUGUGGUUUACUUAGAUUACAUAGUACCUACCGACAUGACCUCAAAAUAUAUGCAUCUGAUGAGGGACGAGUCCAGAUGACUGCAGCUGCUUUUGCAAAGGGGCUAUUAGCUUUAGAAGGAGAGCUUACACCUAUUCUUGUUCAGAUGGUAAAAAGUGCAAAUAUGAAUGGACUUUUGGAUAGCGAUAGUGACUCCCUGAGCAGUUGUCAGCAACGUGUGAAAGCAAGGCUUCAUGAAAUACUUCAGAAAGACAGAGAUUUUACUGCGGAAGAUUAUGAGAAGCUUACUCCAUCGGGAAGCAUUUCCCUCAUCAAAUCAAUGCAUUUCAUUAAAAAUCCUGUGAAGACCUGUGACAAAGUUUAUUCCUUGAUUCAGAGUUUGACUUCUCAAAUCAGACAUCGAAUGGAAGAUCCUAAGUCAUCAGAUAUUCAGCUUUACCAUAGUGAGACAUUAGAGCUUAUGCUUCGUCGAUGGUCCAAGUUGGAAAAAGACUUUAAAACAAAGAAUGGAAGAUAUGACAUUAGUAAAAUUCCAGACAUAUAUGAUUGUAUAAAAUAUGAUGUCCAGCAUAAUGGUUCUUUGAAAUUAGAAAACACAAUGGAAUUAUAUAGACUUUCAAAGGCUCUAGCAGAUAUUGUUAUCCCUCAGGAAUAUGGUAUAACUAAAGCUGAAAAACUGGAGAUUGCCAAAGGCUACUGUACGCCUCUAGUUAGAAAAAUUCGUUCGGACCUUCAAAGGACACAAGAUGAUGACACUGUAAAUAAGCUCCAUCCUGUGUAUUCCAGAGGUGUUCUAUCCCCUGAACGUCAUGUUCGUACUAGAUUAUAUUUCACCAGUGAAAGUCAUGUACAUUCUUUACUCUCUAUACUUCGCUAUGGUGCCUUAUGCAAUGAGUCAAAGGAUGAACAGUGGAAACGAGCUAUGGAUUAUUUAAAUGUUGUGAAUGAACUCAACUACAUGACUCAGAUUGUUAUAAUGCUUUAUGAGGAUCCUAACAAGGAUCUUUCCUCAGAGGAACGCUUUCAUGUUGAAUUGCACUUUAGUCCAGGAGCCAAAGGAUGUGAGGAAGAUAAAAAUUUACCAUCUGGCUAUGGAUAUAGACCUGCUUCCAGAGAGAAUGAAGGCAAGAAAUGUUGUUUUAAAAUUGAUAAUGAUGAUGAACCACACACGUCUAAAAGAGAUGAGGUUGAUCGAGCGGUGGUAUUAUUCAAGCCUCUGGUUUCAGAGCCAAUUCACAUACAUAGGAAAUCUCCACUUCCAAGAUCUAAGAAGAUAGCUACAAAUGAUGAAGAGAGCCCCCUGAGUGUGUCUAGCCCAGAGGGUACUGGUACCUGGCUGCAUUAUACCAGUGGUGUGGGUACUGGGCGUCGAAGACGCAGAUCAGGGGAACAAAUCACUUCUUCCCCUGUCUCCCCCAAAUCAUUGGCUUUCACAUCCAGUAUUUUUGGCUCAUGGCAACAGGUUGUCUCUGAAAAUACUAAUUACUUACGCACACCAAGAAAUCUGGUGGAACAGAAGCAGAAUCCUAUAGGGUCUCACUGUGCGGGCCUGUUUAGCACCUCGGUGCUCGGGGGUUCUUCAAGUGCACCUAACCUACAAGAUUAUGCUCGUACUCAUCGUAAAAAGCUGACUUCUUCUGGCUGCAUAGAUGACGCCACACGCGGUUCUGCUGUUAAAAGGUUUUCUAUCUCAUUUGCUCGACACCCAACCAAUGAACACCUAUACCUCUAUAGGUGCUGGUCCGUUUCCUCUGUGGAAUUUCUAGGCUCCAGUGGCUUUGAAUUGUAUUCCAUGGUGCCAUCUAUUUGCCCUCUGGAAACGCUUCACAAUGCCCUGUCUCUAAAGCAGGUGGAUGAAUUUCUUGCUUCCGUUGCUUCCCCAUCAAGUGAAGUCCCACAGAAGAGCCCUGAAAUGACUUCUACAACUUUACGUUCGAGCCCAGUAGUAAGAAGAAAAAUAUCUUUAAAUACAUAUACACCUGCAAGGAUCCUCCCAACUCCACAAGCUACCUUAAAGAAUACUAAAGCAAGCAGCAAACCAGCUACCAGUGGACCUUCUAGUGCAGUUGCUCCUAGUACCUCAUCUCGGAAAAAAACCAUAACAAGCAAAACAGAAGUGCAAGAACACCAAAAAGACACUGGGAAGAAGAAAUGAAACAUCUUAGAAGAAGCUAGAACUCCUUAUACCAAUGAAAAUUAUACAUUAAAUCAGAAACAGAUAGGUAGUAAGCCUUGACUGAAAACUGUUAAAGCAAGUAGAUUAUGAUUCAUUUUCUACAUCUCUGUAUUCAUUUAAAAAAUGGUUUUAAGUCUGGAGUACUCAUUGUAUAUAUUCAGACAAGGACAUAGCUUAGGAUCUAGAAAUGUUUAAAACUGUGUAUGUAUUAGCAUUUCGUGGGUAGCAAAACUUAGAGUGAUAAGCUCUACUAUUCUUAAUAUUGUGCUCACCAGGUACCUUCAGUAUAGAAAACAAGCAGAUGCCAGCUGGCCUCUAUCCAUGUGGCCUCUGCAGACACUUCUGUUGUCCUCAGGUUGCAUCGUGGCUAUAAAAACCUUUCAUUUAAGUAGAAAUUUACCAGAAAUUCAUACUAGGUCUUUUUUUGUUGAUAAAACAAAAACAAAAAACUUACAUUUCCAAAGAGACUUUAUUGAUCAUUUAGAAUAGGAACUUUUUCCCAGAGGCUAAAACGACAUACAUCUACAAUGUUUAAGAACUGGAAUAUUGGUGUAUAGAAUAUUUUUCAAUGUGUGCUUGAAUUUUUUAUUAUGUUUUAUUUAAACUAUUGCAUUUAUAUCUGGGAUAAUUACACAUUUAUGCACAUAAAUUUAUAUAUUAAUUUGUAGGAAAUAUUUUCCUUAUAUAUUUUCUCAUCAUAGGAGGUGCUUUUGUUCAUCAGAAAAACUUUGCUUCAUAUAUCAGUAAGGAUAAUACCUUACUGUAUAAUUGAGCUUAUUUUUUAAGAGAUACAGUUGACAAAUUUGGUAAUUUCCCACUUAUUUUAGAGUUCUUUUUAAACCUAAGGAACAUAGUUCAAAAGGAGAAAACAUCAAUGUUAAAAGAAUAUCUGAAUUCCAUAGUUAGUAAUUAUGUAUUAUCUAUUUUUAUCAUUUCCAUUCUUUAAUGUAUCAGUUGAUCUUGCUGAGAAUCUGACAUUUGAAGAUUGAGCAUUUGAAAUAAAUGAUCUUUAUUACUGAUUGGAAUUUUGAACAGAAAGUGAAAUCUGUGUGUUGUGAAUUCAUCAGUGAUGUGAAAAAAAUACUGUCCAUGGUGCUUUCUUUUCCUCUGAUGCACAAAAUUAUGAGCUACUUGAGAUGACUUAAGCAUUAAACCAAACAACACAACCUGAUAAGAUUUCCAUGCUCUCAAAGUUAGAUUAUUUAAAUAGCUAAGGCUUUGGCUUCAAGCUGAUCUUUAGAAACAGAAAUUUAUUGAAUUCUCUUAGUAAGAAUAUAACUCUUGUAGUUCUUCAAGAGAGACUUCACUAACCUUAAAUUGCAAUAUGUGAAUUGGUUUUUAAAAAGAGAAACUUACCACAUGUUACAUGAUUUAAAACAUACCAGAUACAAGUCAUAAGGGUAAUUAUAUAUAUCCAUUUUAUAAGUUUGUGUGCUUCAUCAUGUCACAUGAAUGUAAAUGUAUUAUGUGGCAACAUGUCUUGUAAACAGUUGGAUAUACCAAAGUUUUCUGUAUGUAAAACUAUGGCAAAUAUGUUGAUUGUGUGAGGAAACAACUUUAUUUCUUAAGUGGAGCUGAAUUAAAAGAACAGUUUGUUUCUA